Molecule: messenger RNA, 1993 nt
Organism: Physella acuta
Lineage: Eukaryota; Metazoa; Mollusca; Gastropoda; Physidae
Molecular function (GO): GTP binding
Source: RefSeq, a predicted model, not a curated record
UGAUGUUAGUGGUAUGCUUGUUAUACCAAGCGAUGGUUUUGUUAUAUCUAUGGAUGUGAUAUUGAUUAUACGUGUGGUUUCGGCAUUCCUCGUCCACUCGCUGUAUUCAAUACAUUUGUGUGCGGUAUGACGACGCUGUGAUAUAUAGUAGAAAAUUGCGGAAAUGGUGAAUCUUGUUCUACUGGGAAGAACUGGCAACGGCAAGAGGUCAACGGGUAAUUCUAUUCUGGGAGAGAAUGUCUUUAACGUUAGGAGUAACCUGGGGGUGAAUGAUGCUGCGGCUGUGGAUGGCACCAGGGGUGGGGUUAAUGUUGUCAACUGUUGGUGUGUGGGUGACACGGGUGACGACAUGGCUGUGGGGAUAAAGGCCACAGAAGAUUCCGGGGAGAUGGCGCUGGAGAGUUGUGGAGACAAGAUAAACAUGUUUGUAUUGGUGCUGAAGUACGGGGUCAGGUUCACCAAACAAGAGAAGGACGCCGUGGAGAGGGUGAAAAAAGUCUUUGGUCAAGACGUGUUGAGAAACUGGGGCGUCAUGGUGAUGACGUAUGGGGAUAACUUUCAGUUAGAUGCUGAGGAUUCUGAUUUGAGUUUUGAGAGUUGGUUGAAGGAACAGCGUGGGGAUAUACAACAUUUGUUGGAGGAGAUGAAGUACAGGUGUGUGUUGUUUGACAACAAGACAAGAGACGAGGUCAGGAGACGGGAACAGAGAGAGAAGUUGAUGUCUUUUGUCAAACAGUUACCGGCUGGUCGGCCGUACAGCGGGGAGGACUUCAAGAGGGCUGGUCCUGCCCGCGAUGAAAUGAUUAGGUCAGUCCAGAUUGAUGAGUUUAAAGUUGUAGUCAGGAAGUUGAUUGACGACAUUAAACGGUCGUUGGAUCGUCAUGACACGACUAAAGAUCAACUGGUGACAUUUGUAAAGCAGUUAAAUGAAGCAGAAGAAAAAAUCAUUCAUGAAUUCGGUUCGUCAAGAAGUCUGUACAGCGAGCUGAUGGACAUUCGGCACCUGCAAAAAAGAAUUAAAGCUUUGAAUGAUGAGGGAUUAGUAUUUGUUGUAAUAAUAUUUGUGUUGAACAUACUGUGUAGAGCAUACAGAAGUCUAUUGAACAUAAUGCCUAAAGUUCCCAGACGUGUGUUAAACGUAAUGUCUAGAGCAUACAGUUUAAUUGCUACUUGCUUCAUCAUUCCCCUCGACUCCAUGACUUACGUCAUUCUAGUACUCUACCCCUAUGGCCCCAGUGUGAUUAGAAAACCAGUAACAAACUUUCUGCAGCAUGUCUACAUCUGUACCAUCAAGGUUGUGCCUGAUGAUGUUUGGAGAAUACACAAAGUUAAGCAGUUUUUUGAGAGAAGAAUGGAGUACAUGGACUGACAUGUUACGUUGGUACAUGUUAUACACACUUGUGUAUUUACAUAUACCACUACACGAACUCACAAACCUACACAUAAACACAGCUACAUCAAUCCGCACACCGACACCAAACUCACACACAUACACUCAUAAAUGCACAUACAAAUAUACAAGCCUUCUCACACACACACACACACACACACACACACACUUAACCAACUCACACACCUUCGCAUAUAAACUUGUGUAUAUCAACCCACACCUAAACCAAUUAACAGACGUACACCCAUAUUAUACUAAACAAACACACGUAUCUCUACGCCAACUCAUACACCUACACUCAUACACACACCUUCACAAAUACACACACACACACCCCAUCUCACACACUUUCACCAAUCAGCAUAUCAAUAGCCAUAUACACCUAGAACAACUGAUAUGGGAUGUUCACGUGAACUGUUUAGAGAAAAUCGUCAUCAAUCUUUAUCAAUAAAUUAUUUACAAUUACAAUUGAUGUAUAUGUAAAUCUCAAGUUAUGUCUUUGUUUUAUGAUAGCGGAUAAGAAGUUGAUUUAAUUCGAUUCAACCUUUCUAUUUUUCAUUAAUAAACUGGCGUAGUAUCAUUUAAAAAAAAAUCAUAUCUACA